AGUCUCAGGUUGUACAAAAUGCAUCUAUUUACCAUCACUUGGCCAACUACCAUUGCUCAAAGAACUAUACAUAAAAGACAUGCAUGCAGUAAAAAGGGUGGGUGCAGAAUUCUAUUGCAGUGGUAGCACUCUGGAGAUUCCAUUUCCAUCACUCGAGAUUCUACUGUUUGACAAGAUGCUAGAAUGGGAGGAAUGGUCUUUUUCCUAUGAUGUUGAUUUUAGAGGACUUUUCCCCUGCUUUCGUGAGCUUACUAUAUGCAAUUGUCCUAAACUAGUGAGUGUUCCACUCUUAAGACUUCUCUCUCUUCUCAAGUUAGAGAUAGAAAAUUGUGAUGAGGUGGUGUUGACAAGUUUUACCCAAUUGCCGUCAUUAAGCAGAUUGAAAAUUAAGAAUAUUUCGGGAAUAACUCAUCUGCAAACAAAAUUCAGGAAUGGGUUGGUGUCACUUGAAGAUUUGGAACUUUGGAAUUGUGUCACGUUGGUAACUUUGUGGCAGAAUGGGAUUACACCAGAAAAUCUUUCCCGUUGCAAACGCCUAGCGAUCUUGCAUUGUCCUCUACUUGUGCAACUGUUGGAAGAAGACCAAAGGCUACCUUGUAAUCUUGAACGUUUGGAAGUAUGCUUCUGUGAAAAUCUAGAGAGAUUGCCUUUUGGCCUGGAAAGCCAUACAUCUCUCAAGAAGGUGGAUGUCUUUAAGUGCCCAAAGCUAGUCUUUCUUCCGGGGCCGUCUCCCGUCCAUGCUUACACAUCUUUCCGUUCAAUAUGCUGAUUCUUUGGAGUCCAUCCCUAAUUCCAUCGCUUGUCUUGAAGAUUUGGGGUUCCGAAACUGCUCGUCUUUGAGAUCUGGGGUCAUAUUUUGUUAGUGUAAUCUGGCCAAUUGAAAGCAAACUAAUACUCAUUUUGAUAUGUGUUCACCUGUUGUUCAGUAUGCCCCUAAACUUCCUUAUUUUUUCUGGUGUUUGCAGCUGGUGAAGAUGCCUCUUUUAAGGAGCAACUUUCUUAUGUGCCAGCCACAGAUGAUUUUGGUUUGAAUUGUGCUUGUUAAAUAUUUGCUUGCCAUCUUUUUUUUUUCUCUUUAUAUUUUGUAUUUUCUUGUAUUAUAUUAUUGUCUAAGAGUGCACUAAUUGCUUGUAAUUUGUUCAAGGGUAUGUAACUGCCCACUUUUUUUUUUUCUCUUUCUGUUUUUUUUUGUUUUUUUGGGUAAGUUUCCAACUUGAUGUUGUAAAUGAAUGGUAUCAAGUUUAGCCAUGAGAUUGUUAUUCGAGAACUAAUGAAGGAUUUUAUACAUUUGCC
Messenger RNA from Ilex paraguariensis (yerba mate), 1293 nucleotides. The record is from the annotation of a GenBank genome assembly. Lineage: Eukaryota; Viridiplantae; Streptophyta; Magnoliopsida; Aquifoliales; Aquifoliaceae.